AUGCAACUAGAGGCGGCGGCAGCUGCCCUCCUGCCCUCCUCCUCCUCCUCCUCCUCCAUGGUCCCACAUGUGUUAUUAGUCCUAGUAGUGAUGCUCCUGUGCCUCGUCAAAACCCACAGGCCGUGGUGGAGGAAGGGCAGGUGCACCCCUCCGCUCCCGCCGGGGCCCGUGCCAUGGCCACUCGUUGGCAACCUGCCGGAGAUGAUGGUCAGCGACAAGCCGGCGUUCCAGUGGGUCCAUCAGAUCAUGAAGGAGACGGGAACCGACAUCGCCUGCAUCAAACUGGGCGGUGUCCACGUCAUCCCCAUCACCUGCCCCAAGAUCGCGGUCGAGGUGCUCAAGAACCAGGACGCCAACUUCGCCUCUCGCCCGCUCACCAUGGCCUCGAAGACCUUCAGCAUAGGCUACAGGGACGCCGUGAUGUCCCCCUACGGGGACCAGUGGAGGAAGAUGCGCCGCGUGCUCGCCUCCGAGAUCGUCUGCCCGUCCCGUCACAGGUGGCUCCACGACAAGCGUGCCGACGAGGCAGACAACCUCACCCGCUACGUCCACAACCUCGCGAAAGCGGGGUCCGGCGUCGUUGACGUUAGGCAUAUCGCACAACACUACUGCGGAAACGUCGUCCGCCGCCUCAUCUUCAACACGCGCUACUUUGGCAAGCCGCAGCCUGACGGUGGCCCUGGCCCGCUGGAGGUGCAGCAUGUGGACGCCGUCUUUGCGUCCCUGGGCCUCCUGUACUCCUUCUGUGUCUCUGACUAUCUCCCGUGGCUGCUGGGCCUCGACCUAGACGGCCACGAGAAGAUGGUCAAGGAGGCCAAUGAGAGGGUAACCAGGCUGCACGACGCGGUCAUCCAUGAGCGGUGGAGACUGUGGAAGAGCGGCGAGAGGCGGGAGACCGAGGACUUCCUAGACGUGCUCAUUAUGCUCAAGGAUGCCGACGGCAGGCCGGUGCUCAGCAUCGAGGAGGUCAAAGCUCAGCUAAUGGACAUCACGUUCGCGUCAAUGGACAACCCGUCAAAUGCAGUGGAGUGGGCUCUGGCCGAGAUGGUGAACAGCCCGGAGAUGCUGAAGAAGGCAGUGGACGAGAUCGACAGCGUCGUUGGCCGGGAACGGCUGGUGCAGGAGUCCGACAUCCCGCGGCUAAACUACGUCAAGGCCUGCAUCCGCGAGGCGUUCCGCCUGCACCCUGUGGCGCCUUUCAACGUCCCCCAUGUCGCUCUCGCAGACACCACCGUUGCCGGCUACCACAUCCCCAAGGGCAGCCACGUCAUCCUCAGCCGCACUGGCCUUGGACGCAACCCUGAUGUCUGGGACGACCCUCUUCGCUUCAACCCCGAACGCCACAUCACUGUCAGUCCCGAGGUGGAGGUCUCGCUCGUUGAGCAUGAUCUACGGUUCAUCUCCUUCAGCACUGGUCGUCGCGGCUGCAUCGCUGCAGUGCUCGGCACUGCUAUGAGCAUCAUGCUCUUCGGUAGGCUCCUGCAGGGGUUCUCUUGGAGCAAGAUGGCCGGGGUGGCGGCCAUCGACCUCAGCGAGUCCAGGCACAACACCUUCAUGGCACGGCCGCUGGUGCUGCAGGCCGAGCCACGGCUUCCAGCGCAUCUCUACCCUGGGAUUUCUUUGUAA
This is a messenger RNA of Miscanthus lutarioriparius, 1626 nucleotides long. The record is from the annotation of a GenBank genome assembly. NCBI's taxonomy places the organism in Eukaryota, Viridiplantae, Streptophyta, Magnoliopsida, Poales, Poaceae.